CCCUCCUUCUCGCUCGCUCUCUCCCAUCCCCCCAAGCCAGUCGCUGUGCUGCGCAGCUCCCAUAGCGGUUGCCGCCGCCGGAGACGGUUGGGAGGACCGUUGUGGAGAGCGCUACACGAGGCGGGCGUCUGCUCCCUCCUCAGAUCGGACCCCGCGAGCACCGGAGUUGGCACUACUGUCGCCCGGCAGGGUAUCUGAAGUAAAAAGGGGCAUUAAAAUCAAACGGUAUUGAGAUGGAUUGGGUUAUGAAACAUAAUGGUCCAAAUGACGCUAGUGAUGGGACAGUACGACUUCGUGGACUGCCAUUUGGUUGCAGCAAAGAGGAAAUAGUUCAGUUCUUUCAAGGGUUGGAAAUCGUGCCAAAUGGGAUAACAUUGACGAUGGACUACCAGGGGAGAAGCACAGGGGAGGCCUUCGUGCAGUUUGCUUCAAAGGAGAUAGCAGAAAAUGCUCUGGGGAAACACAAGGAAAGAAUAGGGCACAGGUAUAUUGAGAUCUUCAGAAGUAGCAGGAGUGAAAUCAAAGGAUUUUAUGAUCCUCCAAGAAGAUUGCUGGGACAGCGACCGGGACCAUAUGAUAGACCAAUAGGAGGAAGAGGGGGUUAUUAUGGAGCUGGGCGUGGAAGUAUGUAUGACAGAAUGCGACGAGGAGGUGAUGGAUAUGAUGGUGGUUAUGGAGGUUUUGAUGACUAUGGUGGCUAUAAUAAUUAUGGCUAUGGAAAUGAUGGCUUUGAUGACAGAAUGAGAGAUGGAAGAGGUAUGGGAGGGCAUGGCUAUGGUGGAGCUGGUGACGCAAGUUCAGGUUUUCAUGGUGGUCAUUUCGUACAUAUGAGAGGAUUACCUUUUCGUGCAACUGAAAAUGACAUUGCUAAUUUCUUCUCACCACUAAAUCCAAUACGAGUUCAUAUUGAUAUUGGAGCUGAUGGCAGAGCAACAGGAGAAGCUGAUGUAGAGUUUGUGACACAUGAAGAUGCAGUAGCUGCCAUGUCUAAAGAUAAGAAUAACAUGCAACAUCGAUACAUUGAACUCUUUUUGAAUUCCACUCCUGGAGGCGGCUCUGGAAUGGGAGGUUCUGGAAUGGGAGGCUAUGGCAGAGAUGGAAUGGAUAAUCAAGGCGCUUAUGGGUCAGUUGGAAGAAUGGGAAUGGGGAACAAUUACAGUGGUGGAUAUGGCACUCCUGAUGGCUUAGGUGGUUAUGGUCGUGGUGGUGGUGGCAGUGGAGGUUACUAUGGCCAAGGUGGCAUGAGUGGAGGUGGAUGGCGUGGGAUGUAUUAAAGCAAAACCAUCAACAUAAGUCCUGACAACAGCAUCUGGUCUACUAGACUUUCUUACAGAUAUAAUUUCUUUUGUAUUUUAAGAACUUUAUAAUGACUGAAGGAAUGUGUUUUCAAAAUAUUAUUUGGUAAAGCAACAGAUUGUGAUGGGAAAUCUGUUUUCUGUAGGUUUUAUUUGUUGCAUACUUUGACUUAAAAUAAAUUUUUAUAUUCAAACCAC
This is a messenger RNA of Talpa occidentalis (Iberian mole), 1493 nucleotides long. RefSeq names its product heterogeneous nuclear ribonucleoprotein H3 (gene HNRNPH3). Lineage: Eukaryota; Metazoa; Chordata; Mammalia; Eulipotyphla; Talpidae. The transcript has 10 exons. The coding region runs from base 234 to 1274 and encodes 346 amino acids. Gene Ontology annotation, biological process: regulation of RNA splicing. The record is from RefSeq and is a predicted model, not a curated record. Gene Ontology annotation, molecular function: RNA binding. Gene Ontology annotation, cellular component: ribonucleoprotein complex; nucleoplasm.